Messenger RNA from Coffea arabica (coffee), 1254 nucleotides. Lineage: Eukaryota; Viridiplantae; Streptophyta; Magnoliopsida; Gentianales; Rubiaceae. The record is from RefSeq and is a predicted model, not a curated record.
AUGGAGCAACCCAAGAGCUGGUCCCACACUCUGUUGGUGCUCAUCGCGAAAGUGAAGGGUGCAUCCCACUGGAGGGAGUUUCAACACAUUAGCCUUUGUAAUGUAAGGUCGAAGAUAGUGUAUAAAAUUUUGGCAAUUAGGAUCAAUAGACUCCUUCUGAACCUCAUUUCACCAUGGCAAAUAGGGUUUGUUCCAGGCCAUGGGAUAGUGGACAAUGUUCUUUUGGCACAGGAGUUGGUUUUAGACUUGGAUAGGAGGUUGGUUGAUCCAAACUUGAUCUUGAAACUGGAAUGGAGAAGGCAUACGAUCGGGUCGACUGGUCGUUCUUACUUUUUUAUGCUUAGGCAAUAUGGUUUUGAAGAGGCUAUAAUGGAUUUGCUCUUUCGAACGUUCUAUAAUUCUUGGUUCUCAGUUUUAAUUAAUGGGGAGCUAACGGGUUUCGUGAAGUCCUAUCAGGGGGUGCGGCAGAGGGACCCCCUUUCUCCCGCCCUUUUCCUAUUCGUGGCAGAAUUUCUACGAAGGGGAUUGCAAAGGAUAUUUGAUUCCAAGGACAGUCGAUACUUUGUAUCUACAGGACCGAAAGUGCCGUAUAUAGCCUUUGUGGAUGAUAUGAUUAUUUUCACUUGGGUUUCGGACACUCAACUGACCCUAGUAAGCACGGCCCUGGGAUAUCAGCGCCAAGGUUUUCCGUUUAGGUAUCUAGGGGUGCCACUGAUUCGUGGUAGGGUUACAUAUGCAGCAUUUGAUGGGUUGCUGGGCAAAGUGCUCCAACCGCCGAAGGCAGUGUUGCUGCACUUAGGCCAAGUGUGUAAUGCUUUCUUGUGGGACACCUCUACUAAAGCCAAAAGGGUCCAUUGGGCGGUUUGGGAUAAGGUUUGCCGUCUGGUAGAAGAGGGGGGACUAGGGUUUCGCUUGUUUGAGGACGUCGCUAAGGUUUUCUCAUGUAAGCUCUGGUGGAAGUUGAGGGGACAGGCAUCCAUUUGGGCUAUGUUCAUGCACGUUAAGUACAUCAGAGGUGGGCAUCCUCUUCUUGUUUCAACUGACCAUCCGUCCCCAGUUUGGUGCCAUUUGCUGGAGGUGAGGGAUCUUGCGGAGGGGAAUAUCCGAUGGUGUCUGGCUGAGGGUUUGGUUAACUUCUGGCUGGACAGGUGGUGUUCUGAUGUUCCGCUUGCUAGUUUGGUGCCAAGGCCUAAGUCUCACAGGUUGGUAGGGAAGUUCUUUCUCUCUGAUGGUUGGGAUGAACCGUGGCUUUGA